CUCUCUCUCUCUCUCUCUCUCUCUCUCUCUCUCGUCCUCCUUCUCCUUCCUGUAUCUCUCGAUCUCUCAAUCAUGAACAAGGUAGUAGAUCCAAAAUCCAUGCAGAUCCCCCACUAUCGAUUUUGGAUCUGCUCAGAUGGUGAAGUUUCUGCUGGAGCAUCUGGAGAAAUCGAUUUUGGAUCUACUCCGACGGUGAAGUUUUUGCUGGAGCAUCAGUCUUAAUCGAGUUUGGAUCUGCUCCGAUGGUGAAGUUUCUGCUGGAGCAUUUGGAGAAAUCUGGGUGUGGGAUAUUAGACGGGUCUUGCUGGGCCGUUCAUUGCGAGAGGAAGAUUGCCAGAGUAUACACCCGCCGCGGAUGGAUAAUGGUGUGUAUCACAUGAACAUGCAAGAUGAGGUCAACCAAGUAGUGAUACAUGAGCUAAUUCAUGUUUUUGAUGAUUGUCGGGCUGCUCCGAUGGUGAACUGGGCUAAUUGCCCUCAUCAUGAUUGUAGCGAGAUUCGUGCUGGCCAUCUUAGUGGUGAUUGCCACUGUAAACGUGAAUUUUUGUUGUGCCAAGAAGAUUCGAGAAUUGUGAACAAGCUCAGUUCAUUGAUCAAGACCCUUUGCAACAGCAAGUGCAAUUUUCAUUCAUCCAUCAAAUUUGCAGCAGCAAGUGCAAUUCAUAGAGUAUAGGGCUUUUCAAUUAAGAAUAGGUAUAUUAAUUUUAAUUUGUUUUUUUUUUAAUAUGAAAUUGUGCAGUCACCAUUGCUAGAAAAAGUGUGUUUUCUGGUGAUGGGGCCCACAGUUUCUCAGUCACCAAAAAUCUGAUAGUGGUUUUUUAAAUAUAUGUCACAGCAGCAAUAGAAACCAUAAACUAAUAGUGCCAAAGCUGGUGUCUAUUGCUAUCCCCACACCAAUCAUUGGUGUCUAUAGGAUCAACACACACCAUUCUCAAUGGUAGCUAUAGGCCAGUUUUGUGG
Rosa chinensis is the source of this 960-nucleotide messenger RNA. Its product is annotated as mitochondrial inner membrane protease ATP23-like. Gene Ontology annotation, biological process: mitochondrial proton-transporting ATP synthase complex assembly; mitochondrial protein processing. Lineage: Eukaryota; Viridiplantae; Streptophyta; Magnoliopsida; Rosales; Rosaceae. The record is from RefSeq and is a predicted model, not a curated record. The transcript has 4 exons. The coding region runs from base 356 to 673 and encodes 105 amino acids. Gene Ontology annotation, cellular component: extrinsic component of mitochondrial inner membrane. Gene Ontology annotation, molecular function: metalloendopeptidase activity.